Messenger RNA from Alternaria burnsii, 204 nucleotides. RefSeq lists its product as uncharacterized. The transcript is spliced from 2 exons. Bases 1 to 204 code for a protein of 67 amino acids. Lineage: Eukaryota; Fungi; Ascomycota; Dothideomycetes; Pleosporales; Pleosporaceae. The record is from RefSeq and is a predicted model, not a curated record.
AUGGUACUUGCGUCGAGGAACGAAGUUUUGCCGGUAGAAAUUGCACCAGUCACAGGAAAGGAUACAGCGUCGUGGACUGUGGGGGGACCCUUUUCUCCACAUCUCGAUCAGCGUAUAUGCUUCCUGAAACGGCGGUGUUUCCGCCUAUCCAUUGUCGCAGUCGGCAUUCUCUCCGAUCCGAUGCGGCUCAAAGGAAAGACCUAA